AGCAGAUCCCGCGGAGCAACGAUCGAGCUGGCGGGAGUGAGUCUCCAUUUUUCUGGAUCUUGCCCUGGAGGCGUUCUUAGUGCCCGCCUCCACAUCCAGAUUUCGGGGAUCGCCUGUAUAACCUUACCUGAGAAAGAAGACCAGAAGAGGGAAAAAAGGAGGAAUGGCUCUUUUCCAGGGACGGUUGACAUUCAGGGAUGUAGCCAUAGAGUUCUCUCAGGAGGAGUGGGAGUGCCUGGACCCCGCUCAGAGGGUCUUGUACAGGGAUGUGAUGUUGGAGAACUACAGGAACCUGGUCUCCGUGGGUGAGGAUAACUUCCCUCCAGAAGUCGGGAGUUCUGCUGGAUUUGCAAUCAAGGAAUUAUCACCAAUACAGGACAUUAAUAAAGGAGAAUUUUACCACUUAGUGAUAUUGGAGAGAAAUGAAAGUCAUGACAUCAAGGAUUUUGAUCUCAAGGAAGUCUGGGAAAAUAGGCAUGAGUUUGAAAAUCACUGGGGAUAUGAUGCAAGAAAUUACAAAGAAGUGCCUUUGACCCAUAACAAAAAUGUCACAUGGAGAAAAGAUCAAAAACUUAAUCAGCUCUCAGUUACUCUUCCUCAAAAGCAGUGCGCUUCUGUAAGAAAUAAUACAUACCUGUAUUUCAUGGAUUAUGAGCCAUUUGUAAGGAAUGUAUUAAAAAUGGACAAUAAUAGAAGUGGUGCUGGAAACCAGUACAUAGACUGCUUGGAAAAUAGAAUUGGAUUAAGUUUACAGGCACACCUGGCUGAACUGCAGACAUUUCAUAGUGAGGAGAAAAUGUAUGAAUGUAAUCCAACUGAGAAGUCUGUUGGCAAUGGUUCCUCAGUCUUACCACUUGAAACAAUUCCUCCCAGGACCCAAAACAUUUGGAAUAAGUCUAGGAAGAUUUUUAAAUAUCGUUUGUUACCUGCACAAGACAGGAAAGCACACACUAGAGGAAAAUCUUACAAAUGUAAUGAAUGUGGGAAGGUUUUUAGCAAAAGCUCAAACCUCAUGAGUCAUGAAAGAAUUCAUUCUGGACAGAGACCUUAUAAAUGUAAUGACUGUGGCAAAGCCUUUACGGAGCACUCACAUCUUACUCAACAUAAGAAAAUCCAUACUGGAGAGAAACCUUAUAAAUGUGAUGAGUGUGGCAAAGCGUUUAACCAAUGUUCGAACCUCACUAGGCAUCAAAGAAUCCAUACAGGAGAGAAACCAUAUAAAUGUAACAUAUGUGGCAAGGUCUGUAGUCAAAAUUCAAACCUUGCAAAUCAUCAGAGAAUGCAUACUGGGGAGAAACCUUACAAAUGUAAUGAAUGUGGUAAGGCUUUUAUCCAACGUUCACACCUUUGGAGUCAUGAGAGAAUUCAUACUGGGGAGAAACCUUACAAAUGUAAUGAAUGCAGCAAAGCCUUUGCUGAGCGUUCAAGCCUUACUCAACAUAAAAAAAUCCAUACUGGAGAGAAACCUUACAAAUGUAAUGAGUGUGGCAAAGCUUUUAAACAGUGCUCUCACCUCAUUAGACAUCAGAAUACACAUCCUGGAGAGAAGCCACACAAAUGUGAUGUAUGUGGCAAGGCUUUUAUCCAGAGUUCUAGCCUUGUAGAACAUCAGAGGAUUCAUACAGGAGAAAAACCGUAUAAAUGUAAUAAAUGUGAUAAAGCUUUUAUCAGACGUUCACACCUCUGGGGUCAUGAACGAACUCAUACUGGAGAGAAACCUUACAAAUGUAGUGAGUGUGGCAAAGCCUUUGCUGAGCGCUCAAAUCUUACUCAGCAUAGAAAAAUCCAUACUGGAGAGAAACCUUAUAAAUGUAAUGAGUGUGGCAAAGCGUUUACCCAAUUUGCAAACCUUACUAGGCAUCAGAAAAUACACACUGGAGAGAAACCACACAAAUGUAAUGUGUGUGGCAAGGCUUUUAUCCAAAGUUCAAGCCUUAUGGAACAUCAGAGAACUCAUACAGGAGAAAAACCUUACAGAUGUAAUAAAUGUGAUAAGGCUUUUAUCAAACGUUCACACCUUUGGGGUCACGAGAGAACUCAUACUGGAGAGAAACCAUACAAAUGUAUUGAGUGUGGCAAAGCAUUUACGGAGCGUUCACAUCUUACUCAGCAUAAGAAAAUCCAUACCGGGGAGAAACCUUAUAAGUGUAAUGAGUGUGACAAAGCUUUUACCCAAUUUGCAAAACUUACCAGGCAUCAGAAAAUACAUAAUGAAAAGAAACAGUAUAAACCUAAUAUGUGUUGCAGUGCUUUUAUUCAAAGCUCAAGCUUUGGUGAUCAUCAUAGAACUCAUAGGAGAAAGAAACCUUGCAAAUAAUAUGAGCAAGUAUUCAACACUUACUUAACAUCAGAUUUUCCAUCAUGGAGAGGAACCAUAUGAAGCUAACAUAUUUGGGAAAGCUAGUAAUGAGGGUUCACACUUCACCUGAUAUCAGAAUACAAAUCUCUGAAAGGAAGGACACUGAAGAAAUGUAUGGCAAGGCUUAUCCAAAGCUUGUUACACCUUGUGGAACAUAAAUUUUACCAGAGAAUUAUUACAAAGUAGUGAGUGUGAUCAGGUUUAUAAAAAAUGUAUAAAUUGGGGAGGGGGGUAAAAUAGAUGAAUGGGAUUAAGAGGUACUGACUUGCAGUUAUAAAAAAAAAAUGUACAACUCUGCUUUGUGGUCUUGAAAGCAUUCACAUAACAUGGAAGCCAUACAAAUAUGCAAGGUCUUUACCUCAGGAAGCACCUAAGAAUUUAUCCUGGACAGAAACAUUACACCUGUAAUGAAGGCGAUAAUUUCUUUAGCCAGUUCUCUCAGUAGAUUGCAAUUAAAGAAUUCACACUAGAGGGAACUAGGUCUGUUUUGAGGAUUAACUAUUCUUAGGUAUUAAAUUCCACAGAAAAUUAAAAUUAUUUAAAACUCAUGAGAUAAUGUAUGUCAAUGGAACAAGUAGAUCUGUGGAAAGACCUAAUCAUCUUCUGUUUAGAUAUUUUGUAAAGAUUUUAUUUACCUCUCUACACCCAACGUGGGGCUCAAAGUCACAACCCUGAGAGCAAGAGUCAUGCUUUUCCAACUGAGCCAGCCAGGAAUCUCUAUGACGUUUUUCACUCAGUUAAGGUUUCUUGAUGCUACAUUAUUAUUGAUGACUUAUAACCUCAAGUUUGGAAUCCACUGAUGUUAUACUUUCAUUACAUGUGUUUCAUUUGUCAACCAUAGUGCUGAUCUCAGAGAAAGUAUGAAAGGAACCUCUUUUAUUAGGUGGGGCUUAGUCAUACCUAUAUACCCUGGAAAAACUAGGAUGCUGAUUUUAAGAUCUAGAAUAGUAUAUAUUUUGGAGCAUAAGGAGUGACCAGGAAUAAAUCUAAAAGCUAUUAUGUAAAUUACCAUGUUUUCUGUGGUCACAGCCCCUUCUCUGGAUUUGUUGGUAUGAUUGAGAGCCUUGUUUGAUAACUAUGGGGUUAUGCUAUCAAAUAUGUGAUCGUGAAACAUUAGACUGAGACAUUGAGACAAUGAUAUUUUCAUGUGGGAAUGAGGGGUUAUUAAGGAUGGUAUUUAUGUUAGAGAAAAUGGAAGGGGAAUGAUGGUCUCUCCCUCUUUUGAAACGUAAUAGCUAUUAUAUAUCAUGGAUGAGUAAAAAUUAGUCUUAAUUUUGGAAACUGAAGAGAAAGUUCUAGAGGACAUUUAAAUCAAAAGAACCAAAGUAGGGGCACAUAGGUGGAUCAGUAUGUUUAGUAUCUGCCUCAAUUUCUGCUCAGGGUCAUGGGAUCAACCUCUAUGUUGGGCUUUCCUCUUGAGUGUAGAAUCUGCUUACCAUUUUCUCUCUCUCUCUCUGUCCCUCUUGCCUACUCAUGCUCUUUCUAAAAAAUAAUAAGUAAAUAAAUAACCCAAAAGAGUAUGCUUGUGAAAGACCCAAAUUUGGCCACUUAAAAUGCAUUUUCAUACCAUUUUAUUUAGGGUACCCUAUUUCCCAUAUCUAAGUAAGUAAAAUAUAAGCUUUUAUGUAACCCUGAAUGAAUCCUGUUCCUUUUAUUAUCCCAAGUGCAUCACACUUCUUUGGAGCAUUUCAUAAUGAACAUUAAUAAAACAUCCUUAGACUCUUAGGUUGAAUGUCAUCCAUAACAAUUUUUUUUCAUGUUAUAUUCAAACCUACAGUUUUGGAAAUAUAUGUUGAAUUUCAGAGUUACCCACCCAUAGCACAUCUCAAGUAUUUUUGUGGUUCUAAUGAAAAUACCAUAGCAAUGCAGUUUCAAACUCUCACCCAUCACAAUUUGCAUCCCCAUUCAUGAAUACAGACCAUGAUUCUAUUUCUGCCUGCCUUUUGUGCUGAAAUGAGACCCAUGGUUUGCAUUAAGUGAAAUUUACAUUAAAUGAAAUUAGAAAAAGAGCAAGCAUAUGAAAAGUAUUAGGAACUGUAGGAAAAUUUGAGGAGUAAGGAUAAAGGUAACACAAUCUAUAUUUUGUGCUGGAGUGCUCAGGGAAUAAUUUGAAAAGAUAAAUCUUCAUGAGUUUACUCUCAAGAAUGAACAACACAAUGGGAAUCUUGUUUGGUAACUAGAAAUCUCACAUAUUUACCCUCUAAAACAUUUUUUGCUUUUGUUUGCAUUUGUGCUUACUCCACUGGGACAGGAUGUUUGGAUGUCAAGAAUGAUGACUCCGUUCACUCAAGUGUUCGAAGAAUGUUGGUUAUAUAAUGACGCUUUCUCGGGAGAGCAGGGCAGACUUCUCAAGUUCUGAAAAUGGCUAGAGAAAGCAGGCAAUGGUGACUACUUUGUUACGAUGCAUCCUGUGUGGGGCCGGGGUGAUGGUACUCAUUGACACUGUGAACUUAGAACUACUGCCAAGGAAGGGCCUCUCGGGCUUUAUUAUUAGCUUGCCCUGCCCAGAUGAGCAGAAUAGUAAGAGGUAAUGACGCUUCACAGGUAUCAUUAGUCGGCCAUCAAGACUAGAGUCAGACUCUUUUCUAUAAAACUGUUUACUCCUGACUGACUUGGUUGGGAAAGACCACAAUCUUCCUCAUGCUAACUACUACCUUCUUUUUCCAGCUGUAUAUGUAGCCCCCACCACACAAUAUGAUUGUGGAAAAGGGUUAUGAUACACUGUUUAGAUCAGUUACUUAAGGUAUUUUUAGACUUGUUAUGAUGUCAGGAUUUUUUUUUAUUAAGUUAUAGCCUGAUAUUAAAAUACAUUCAGAAAUGAUACAGUAUUUCCCAACUACAAACCUUUUGUAGAUCGUUCACUUUAAGGGAGGUUAGAAUGAAUUGAAUCUCAAAAUCAGUCCUAUCAUUUUUCUAGCAAGAUGCUAGAAUCAGAGAGUGCCUGAGUGGCUCAGUCAGC
Prionailurus viverrinus (fishing cat) is the source of this 5318-nucleotide messenger RNA. RefSeq names its product zinc finger protein 677-like. Gene Ontology annotation, molecular function: RNA polymerase II cis-regulatory region sequence-specific DNA binding; DNA-binding transcription factor activity, RNA polymerase II-specific. Gene Ontology annotation, biological process: regulation of DNA-templated transcription. The record is from RefSeq and is a predicted model, not a curated record. Bases 164 to 2317 code for a protein of 717 amino acids. The transcript has 4 exons. NCBI's taxonomy places the organism in Eukaryota, Metazoa, Chordata, Mammalia, Carnivora, Felidae.